AUGGAUGCAAGAACGUCACUGAUUCAAGAAUUUUACGGAUGUCUCAUCUUGCUAAGGCUAUUGACUCCGAACCGACCGAGAGUCAGCUCGGACAAGUCUGUCGGCUUAGCAGUCCUAAGGCGGAACGGAUGGCACGUCUUCCUGGACAGCCUGGCUUGGUUGGCCGAUCACAAAUGCGGUGGGAAAACUGUCACAUCCAUCGCUGUGGAACCCUCCCCGACUGGACCAACAUACUGGGUUGCCAGUAACUCGCCCAUCAAGCCAGAGGUGCUCCGACAUGUGAAUAAACUGUUAUCUGCUCUGCACCACGAAAGUUCGUUGGAUACGUCAUCGCAGAUGGAGCUGAUCCGAAAGAUUGCACGCGAUUCUAUCGAAUUUUCUGGUCUCCGUGUUCGAGACUACGGUCAAAGAUUAAAGGGCACUAUAGCUGCCAUUGAUGCAAAGAAGCCCCUUGUGACACUUGAUGUGAGUGAACGACGGCAUUUGGAAUCGUUUCUGGAUCUUUCGAAAGAUCCAGAUCGGUUGAUCGAUUUAUCAAUGGAAUUCAAACGAUCUGAACUUCUCAAGCGGCUCUGCCAACUGAUCCAGGCUUCUGGAGAAAAAAUCUCGUGGAUAGAAGUGCGGCACCUGUUGGGUAGAUUAUGUUCCUGGGUUCGCGCAGCACGUCGUCUCGUCCUCAUGUGCGAGCGCUUCCGCGACCGCAUCAAGAAUGCUCGAGUGAGACAAGUCGACAUGUCUUCCAUCAGUCCGGCUAAUUUUCAGCUACCUUGGCGCGAGCCUGUCGAUAUUUUGCGCGCGUUGAUGCCGGAAUUUCAUGGUUCCCGACUUCAGGAUGCAUUAAAUGCGCGUCAGAACGAUAAGGUGGUCGAUCGAAUUCUUGGGUGUCUUUCGAAAUGGACAGCGGACAAAUUUGAUGCAGAUCUCCACGCAGAGGUUAUUCUGCUACUCCACUUCCACGUGCGACGGCUCGACUUCAUCGCGGGUGACCGCUACAUCGGUUGCAGUAAGCCAUCUUGCUACUGCUGCGAUCUAUAUCUUCGAAAGCAUCCUGCUGGAGUCCAGCCACGCCCAAGUCACGGUAAUGUAUGGAUUAGAUGGGCAACGCCACAACUUUGCGCGGAGUUGAUACCCGGCGAAGAAAAGGUUUUGCAAGACGUUGUGACCACUGUCAAGUUCGAUCUGCGCUAUCAGAUCAUGUCUGGGCCGACACUGACGAGGCGACCACCAGACUCUACAACGGGAUUGGGAAGCACAGAUCCUCGAUCUGAUCCCCACUGA
Messenger RNA from Fonsecaea erecta, 1278 nucleotides. RefSeq lists its product as hypothetical. The record is from RefSeq and is a predicted model, not a curated record. NCBI's taxonomy places the organism in Eukaryota, Fungi, Ascomycota, Eurotiomycetes, Chaetothyriales, Herpotrichiellaceae. Bases 1 to 1278 code for a protein of 425 amino acids. The transcript has 2 exons.